Molecule: messenger RNA, 2442 nt
Organism: Xyrichtys novacula (pearly razorfish)
Lineage: Eukaryota; Metazoa; Chordata; Actinopteri; Labriformes; Labridae
Source: the annotation of a GenBank genome assembly
GAAUGAACUUUCUCCAGCCGCUGCAGUGUGUCUGUAUGUCCGUGUGUGUGUGUAAGUGUGGGGGGAAAUGAGCGUGUGAACUUAUUUAUGAAAGCCGUCUAAACUAAAUUAUUUUGCACUUUAAUAUUCAAGGUAAGUUGUUUGGUCUUUAGCAAAGAUUCGCUUUAGCUUGAAAUAGACAGCUUGAGUAUUACAGCUCAACUUCUCGGUGGUUUUUGACCGUUUACUCUAAAUGUAACGAGCUGCCUUUCCUUUAAUGAGACACCUGCCUCCAUUUUAGCUUAAACAAAGCGUCUCGACCAUUUCUCUCAUGUUGCUUUGUCGUGUUUUUAACAGGCAGCUUUGCGAAAACCAGAAGAGGAAAAACAGCCCACUCCUGAAAAAUCCAGACUGCCACUAUGGUUGCCACCAGCACUUUAAAAACCAAAAGCAGCGAGUGCAUCUCUGACUUGGUUGACCGAAGAUAUGACCAGGCGUGUAUAGAGAAAGGUAAGUGUUCUGGAUAUUCCUGUGUUUUUUUUUUGUUUUUUUUGUCUGCAUGUUUAAACCUGCUAGUUGCUGGAUAUUUCCAAUUGUGUGCUUGUUUAUCCCGGUGUGGUGCAUGGCUGCAGCAGUGAAGGGGAGGGGGGAGAGAGGGAGGCGGGGAGAGAAGUCAGUCAACAGAGGAUGAAGUCAUCCUUUCAGCCUGUCUGCAAAACAACACAUCUGACAGCCGCAAAUGAGUUUUUCUUGGCUGAUUGAUAGUGAAAUGUGUGUGCACUUUACUGAUUUGUUUGUGAUCUCCUAUACUUGUAUUUAAUCCAUCUUCUCCUGGUGUUUUGAGUAUCUUUAGUAUCUUGUAUCUUAAGACUCAUUGCAACUGAAGACAAACCUAGUAGUUGUGCAUGUAGAAAUUUUGAAAAUGUAUUAAAUUACUGCACUGCAUUUUGUUUAUUUGUGACAAAAAACUGUACUGGUGUGAAAUUGUUCAACUCGCAUUAUUUUCUCAGAGCUGGACUUCUGGGAUCACUGCUUGGCUGAACCCCAGAGGAACGCAGAAGUCACAGAAGACAAAACCUGUCAACAACUGGCCAAGAUGUUUGAAAACUGCCUCUCACGAGCCAAGAAGACAACACUGCACUGCUCCUCUGUUCUGGUACCAGAGAAGCUCACAAGAAGGAUAGCUCGUGAGGUCCUGCGACUGGCGUCCUGCGAGCCCUGUGGCUUGCGUGGCUGCGUCCUCUACAUCCACCUGGAGCUGGAGAAGGGCUGCAAACGGCUGGACCGCAUCGUGUAUGAUGCCACCGUAGUGCCCACAUUCGAACUGACUCUGGUGUUCAAGCAGGAUGGCACCGCCUGGCCCAGCCUACGGGACUUUUUCUUUCUAGGUACAUGCUUUGCUCCUACUUUCAGGCACGUACUAAAACUGAGUCCAGGUUUCCGGCUUGUCAAGAAAAAACUGUACUCCUCCGCGGCUGGUACCGUGAUAGAGGAGUGCUAAACUAUGGGAGGGGUUAAAGCAGGAUAUCAGGUUUCCUGUGGGUAUAUGCACUUCUGCCCAAACGUUAAUGGCACACCAGGGGUGUCAUAUUUUCUACAGUGUUUUUGUACAAUAGUUUGUCGGUUCAACUCUUAGUAGCCAGUCAGUUCAGUUUGGGACUUGGGGUGUUAAAAAGUUAAAAAGUUUUGCAUCUUAGCCUGAGGUUUUCGGGUUUGCCUUCAGUGUUUCUAAAGUGCAUUUUUUUUAUCAGCAAAAUUGUAAUAUUCUGGGUGUUUUGUUUUUUUUCUUUCUAAUGGGAGCAUUUGUCACUCAAACACAAUUUCAAAUCUGUACACUAAGCAGAUGAAUGUAAAACCAUGUUUGAGAGGGACAUAGUGUGGGUACACUUUGUGAGAGACACUCGCCACUUUGUUGAUGCAUCUGUGUGUUUCCAGAUACAUUGAAUGUGUUUGGCCGCCGUAAACACACCUAGGCUUGAAUAGGACACUGCAAUCUAGUCUUUGGGGGCCAUAUGUAGCAAGUUGCGCAACGUUGUUUUCAGGGCUGCGGAUGUUUUUAGGAGUGAAUGUUUGUGAUGAUGCUGCUGUCGUGGUGUGGUCUUCUCAUGCCAUGACAAAGUGGAUGCCUUAAAUGUCACAGAAGUGUGUUUUUUCACUUAAAUCACAAGUAUACGUGUUGUAUGUGUGAAUGUUUUAAUAUAUAAUAAUUCUUCAGUCCCUUCCCCAGACACAUCUUUCAGUUCAGAACCUUUACGGAUACUUAAAAGGAUCAUUCACCCAAACAUAAAAUCUAUAUUGUUCUCAAUGUUAUUCACAUUUUGGGAUGAAAAGAAAUAACUGGAGGUCCAAGUGGUAUCUUUUUUUUUUUGUGAAUUUCCUAAAUUUUUUUAAAAUGCCUUUUUGAAUUUCCUGUUGAAGGGAACUGAACUUUGUCUAUCAGACAAAUAAAAGUAUAAAACCUAA